UGUGACCAGUUAAUUUUCCUGUGCUAAUUGCUUUACUUUUUUUUCCCCCGAUAUGCGCGGUGAUUGGUAUUUUCUCUCCGUGAAAAACCUUUCAUAACGGAAAUGUACAAUGGUUGCUGUGUGGUGCGUCAUCAUUUAGUUUUUUGGUUACUGGAUGUUCCGGAGAUCUUGCACAAUCACUCUUUGCGCGGAACUACGUGGUAGCCGGUGAGAUGGACCGCACGUGCUGGUGGUGCCUUGCAGCCUUCCUCGUGUUGUGUUCCUUCGCGGCCCUCCUCGAAGCGGCUCCAAGGGGCAAGAAUGGGACCAUCAUCAGAAGCCGGAGUAGGGGCAAAUCGUUCAGUUUCCUGCGUAAACAAAGCAGCGAUGUCAACCGCCUCCUGACUGGCGAUCGGACGACCUGUCAGUUCGGCGGGAAGCUGUACAGUCACGGAGGCAACGUGUCCAGGAGCGACCCCUGCGAGAAGUGUCUCUGUUUCCGCGGUGAAGUGAUCUGCUGGGAUUUGCAGUGUCCCAGCUACGGUCCCAGACCCAACUGCAGGGAAGUCAAGGUUCCGGACAUCUGCUGUCCGGUCCUAGAGUGUGACGUUCAAUUUUCGCCGACAACCAAGAAGCCCCCAAAGGAGGUUCGCUUUUCCUUCACAAGCAGCACUGAAACCUACGAAGAGCAGAUGGAUUGCGAAGUGGACGGCGAAGUCUACAAGCCACAGGAGGUCAUCCCGUCGGCGUCCGGGCCAUGCAUGGAAUGCCGGUGCGGUGACCGGGCCCAGAUGAAGUGCACUCCCAGACCCUGCCAGCACCAGUACACGCCGCUCGCGGUGUCCGAAAGCUCGGAACUUCGGCAGCCGGUUCGCAUAGUGUCCAGUGCGGCUUACCGACGUCGAAGCUUCCACUGAUCGCUCUAAUCCUGCAGAGACUGCUUUGCGAACGCUGCCUACAAGCUUCGUCAAUAGAGGCUUUUAGUAAAUUGUUUCGGCGACUCUGACGAUGAUAACCGAUACUCCUCCGAAACGCUCGAGCACACUUCAUCGGAUCGCUAUCGUAGGUAUCGGAACGAUCUACUAAAACUCCCUAAAACUUGUUUGUUGAAAUCGGUGACGGAACCGGUCCAAGUGAACAAAUGUAAAGUGUGCCGGCAUUCGAACGUUCCAGCGACUGUGAGGUCGGAGUCCUGCUGCUCGUACAUCAUAUAAAAGACAGCCUUAAAACGCGAGCCACCGCGAGAUCCGUGCUUCGAAUGCGGCAUGGCAAUGAGUUCAAGGAGAAACUGGUGCCACGCGGCAUUCGAACCACGGAUCUCGUGGUGACUCGUGUUUGCAGAUUUUCUUUUGUACGAUGUGUGAGCAGUGUGAGCCCGGCUCAAGGGGCGGUGUCGUUCACCCAAUUGAAUAAGUAAGACGCAAGAAUUUGCAGCGCCAAAAGCUGAAACCGCAGGUACAACUAUUUAAGGGUAUGGUUAAUUAAAGGUGCAUAAUGAAUGCAAACAGCCCAAGAUAUAUCUGACUAUAGUAACAGAAUCAUGAACUCGCCGCUAUGAAGAGAAGGCUUUUUUGAAAUUUGAUUAGAUACGAAGUAGUGGAGAUUAUCUGGAAAGAAGUCACGGUGCCAGGUUUUAAAUGUAGUUGGAAAUGCUUGCUUGUGUAUGAAGCGUGAAUGGCAAGAUGGUAUUUGGAGAGCAGGCCAUAUGUUUAGGCACCAAUACUUCAGGUGAUGCGUCCCACGUAAUAAACGCGAGGAUUUUGGUCCGAAAGUGGAGCGGAGUUUCCCGAUGACCAAAAAUUUAGUUGUGUAAAAAAGAAAUGCUUACAGAUUUCUAGUGAUUCCUCUACCCUCACCCUGCAAAAUGCGUAGCUUAUAGGAAUGACUACAAGCUUAGGACGUGAUUGGUGGCACGGUUCAAGCGCGCAAAACCUAAAUUUCAACCCCCCCCCCCCCACACACACACACACACACACACACUCCCCCAAGUUGACGUGCCGGGUCAUCAACGCAUAGAAAAGAAAUUCGUUGCAGUGAGACGCCUGUCACAUCACCCCUUGCAGCAGUACGUUCGAAAUCCGCAGGGUGGCAACUGUGUCGCUGUAACGUGGGAAUAUACAACGUGUCUUUAAUGUCACGCGUAUUAAUGCGAACAUCUGUGUGUUGUGCAGUAGCAAGAGGUAAACGUUAGUUAUCACUCUUUAUUGUUUCGAGAAAAUGACCUUGUGACAUCUUAAUGUGACUGUGUAUGGCAGUCAAGUUGACGCCUCAUUUUAUAAAAGGGGUCGAGCAUUCUUCGAUAAAGAUUGUAGGAAGUGUUUAGUCAUGCCCAUAUCUUCUUGAACUGCUUUCGACCACUGUUGUGUGCUUUUUGCUUUGGAGUGGGAAAUUAAAACCGUGGUAGACUGAGGAAGUAUGAGAGAAGCCAGUGAAUGACUACAGUAGAAGUAAAAAGUGAUCAAAAUGUGGAUUAUGGUGUAAUUGAUAAUGGCGCUUCCGCACGUUUUGUUUUAAUGCAAGACAAAGAAAUGGAUGGCAAGAAAGGCAGGCUGUGGUUGCCAAAUGCAAUGUUUUUGUUCUUCCAAAGUGUUUCUGAGAAGUGCUAUUUAUGGUUCAUAUAAACACAGCAAUAUUGUACACAAUAAAUGAAAUGCAAUCAUUUCUGUAACUAAUUUCGCAGUUUCUUAAUUUUGCAAUCUCAUUAAACAGGGAAAUCUGUUUCCUUGCUGAAAUGUUAUG
Molecule: messenger RNA, 2718 nt
Organism: Ixodes scapularis (black-legged tick)
Lineage: Eukaryota; Metazoa; Arthropoda; Arachnida; Ixodida; Ixodidae
Product: kielin/chordin-like protein
Exons: 6
Coding region: 213-896 (227 amino acids)
Molecular function (GO): protein binding
Source: RefSeq, a predicted model, not a curated record